AUGGCUCCACGGGUGACUCGCCGAACUGUUGCUGAAAUUGAUAGAGAAUUUGAUGAGUUGACCUAUGCUUUAUCUGAUCCAAGGGAGCAGUUGAUCACCUCUGGGGAAAGAACAAGCAGGUUACGUCCACGUGCCUCUCGAGCUGACAAUACAAGUGAUCAUUUGGAUUUAGAUGAGGCCAUGGAUGAAAAUAUUCAAAUAAAUGCUGCAGCACACAACACUGAAGACCCUGCUAAGAAGAGUGGUAGAAAAGUUACAACCAACGAUCAACUUCGCAAGAGAAGAGCAAAAGGAAACAAUAUUGAUAUAAAGUUCCCUAAUGAAUUUGCAAAAGUGUGUGGAGAACAUGCUAGUUUAUUUAAAUGUGAGAUAACAGUUCUUGUUAUCAUUGCAUUCAAUGGCUGCUUAUUACAUCAUAUCAUUGUUGUACAACAAAAGUUUCCUGAGCUUUCAGAAGAAGAUAAAGAUUGUGCGAUGAGACAAGUAGAGAGUCAAUACAAUAAUCGACGUUAUCGUCUACUUCAAGCUUACCAUAACAAGAAGCCAAGGCCACAACAUGUCUCACCAGAAGGUUGGCAAUGGUUGAUAAGGAAUUUGUGGACAGAUGAUGAUUUUCAGAAAAGGAGGAACCAAAACUCUAUCAAUAGAGGAAAGCAAGAGAUGGGGUCCAAAGUAGGAACUAGAUCAAUUGCUCAAAUCGCUUAUGAUCUGGCGCAAAUUGAGGCUUCUGAACAGCAUGAAGCUGCAUCUCAAGCACGUGCAGAUGUUGUUGAGCAACGUGCUGAGGCUGCUGAGCAACAGGCACAAGCUUUGGAAGGCCAAGUUUCCACGGUGGUCGAAACAAAUGCACACCUGCAAGAAGAGCAGCAAUCCCAACGUGAUGAGCUUACUUCUUUGCGUCAAGCACAUAGUGGAGAAGUUGCUCGUCUAGUGAGAGAACAACUUGAUAAUCAAAUGGCUGAAUUAAUCGCACGCAUACAUUCUGGUGCCUCGUAG
Messenger RNA from Miscanthus lutarioriparius, 996 nucleotides. The record is from the annotation of a GenBank genome assembly. NCBI's taxonomy places the organism in Eukaryota, Viridiplantae, Streptophyta, Magnoliopsida, Poales, Poaceae.